UGAGUAAUGGAGAAAUCCAUCUCUCACGCGCUUCAAGAAACAAGCAAGGACUUUUUGAGUUUGCUGAGGAAACAGUAGCAAACUUGGGGGCUCCUUUCUUGUCUGCUUGUCUUUUUUUUUUGUUUCUGGCUGGUUUAAUUUUGCAGAGAUAUGGGUGGUAGUGGGGACAAUAAGAGUCUGAAGGGUUUUCAUUUGCAUCGCACUCGUCAUAACCACUAUGGGUAUGGCCAUGGGAAGAAGCAAGAGUACAGAGGUGUACCCAAAGGGUGUCUUGCAAUCAAGGUGGGUCAACAAGGAGAAGAGCAACAAAGGUUCGUGGUUCCCGUUAUGUACUUCAACCACCCUCUCUUCAUGCAGCUUCUCAAGGAGGCUGAGGAAGAAUACGGUUUUGAUCAGAAGGGAACCAUAACCAUCCCUUGUCAUGUCGAGGAGUUCAGGAACAUCCGAGGCUUGAUUGAUAGGGAAAAGUCCCUCCAUCACCACCAUCAUAUUGGCUGCUUUGGCUUCUGAGAUCGAUGGAUAUAUCUUACUCUUACUCAUCAUUGAUGAUGAAGAAAAUUAAAGAACAAGUUCUUGACCCAGAAAUUAAAUCUUCUGGUUCUUGUCUUCUUCAAAGCCAGGUACUAAUGAUUUCUUCAUGUAAAUUCUUAAUUUUUACAUUUUAGGUUGUUUUCUUCGUUUUGUUAGUUGAGUGGUGAGGAUAAAGAUGAGAUGAUAUGAUGAUGACGACGACACGACAGAAUGUUACUUCUUCCAAUUGUAUGUAGUUACUUUGUUGUUAGGAAUCGUAAUGAUAAAAGAGAUGCUUUUUCUUUUCUUUUCCUUUCUUUCUCGAUCUGGAAGAAUUUGUCGCCAUAUAAUGGCAUUGGAAUAAUAAGAGCCCUACUCUUUCGAAAAGGAACGAAUUGGUGGUAUGUAGGACAAAACAGUUUCUUUCUUUCAAGUCACUGAAUUCACCGUAAUCAAAUGGUCUCGCUCGUCAGAACAAAUACAUUGGGGAUGGUGUGAAACAUGUU
Molecule: messenger RNA, 1016 nt
Organism: Gastrolobium bilobum
Lineage: Eukaryota; Viridiplantae; Streptophyta; Magnoliopsida; Fabales; Fabaceae
Product: auxin-responsive protein SAUR32-like
Exons: 1
Coding region: 151-510 (119 amino acids)
Biological process (GO): response to auxin
Source: RefSeq, a predicted model, not a curated record